Apis laboriosa (Himalayan honeybee) is the source of this 1436-nucleotide messenger RNA. Its product is annotated as pyruvate dehydrogenase E1 component subunit beta, mitochondrial-like. Gene Ontology annotation, molecular function: pyruvate dehydrogenase (acetyl-transferring) activity. The coding region runs from base 341 to 1342 and encodes 333 amino acids. The record is from RefSeq and is a predicted model, not a curated record. Lineage: Eukaryota; Metazoa; Arthropoda; Insecta; Hymenoptera; Apidae. Gene Ontology annotation, biological process: pyruvate decarboxylation to acetyl-CoA. The transcript has 2 exons.
AGUAUUUAUGAGCACAAAUAUGUUUUACGUAAUAUACUUUAAUACAAUCAUUCUUGAUUAACAGUUUUCACUUAUUACCAGAGUUACAAUAUCUAAAUUACAUAAUUUGUUUUGUUUAUCUGUGUGAAUUUGUUUCCUUAAAUUAUAUAUAUAUUUCUAAAAUUUUAUAAUAUAAACUAUAUAUAUUAAACAUUAAUAUAAGCGAAUCGUUACCAGCAAAUGAAAAUCGAUAUCUUAAUAUAAAUCGAUAUAAUAUAUUCGAUAACAUUUUAAUAUAAAGUAGUUUAACUUAAUUAUAAAUUAAUAAAAUGUGAUUGAUAUUCUUCUCUAUAAAAGAUCUAUGAAGAUAAUGACUAUAAGAGAAGCAUUAAAUUCAGCUAUUGAUGAAGAAUUAGCACGAGAUCCAAGAGUAUUUAUUUUAGGAGAAGAAGUUGCACAAUAUGAUGGUGCUUACAAAAUAACAAAAGGUCUUUGGAAAAAAUAUGGUGACAAAAGAGUAAUUGAUACUCCUAUAACAGAAGCUGGAUUUUGUGGUUUAGCUAUUGGAGCAGCACUUGCUGGUUUAAGACCAAUAUGCGAAUUUAUGACAUUUAAUUUUUCAAUGCAAGCUUUUGAUCGAAUUGUAAAUGGUGCUGCUAAAAAUUUCUAUAUGACUGGAGGAAAAUUUUCUGUACCCAUUGUUUUUCGUGGUGCAAAUGGUAAUGCUAAAGGUGUAGCAGCACAACAUUCCCAAUGUUUUGUAGCAUCAUACACACAUAUACCUGGCUUGAAAGUUAUGUCUCCAACAACUUGUGAUGAUUAUAGAGGUUGUUUUAAAGCUGCUAUUCGAGAUCCUGACCCAGUUGUAAUGUUAGAAAGUGAAAUGAUUUAUCAUAUUAAAUUUCCUACAUCAGAUGAAGCUAUGGAUAAAGAUUUUACCAUACCUAUUGGUAAAGCUAAAAUUGAAAAACCUGGUAAACAUAUUACUUUAGCUACACAUGGUUUAGCUGGUGUGCAUACAUUGAAAGCAGCAGAACUUCUGGCAGGAGAAGGAAUAGAAGCAGAAGUGGUUAAUUUACGUUCUCUUAGACCAUUAGAUUGGGAUACACUUUUUCAAUCUAUUUCAAAAACUCAUAGACUUAUGACUAUUGAAUUAGGAUGGCCUACAUGUGGAAUAGGUGCUGAAAUUGUGGCACGAGUUAUGGAAAAUCCAGUAUUUUUUCAACUUGAUGCACCAGCUGUACGUUGCACGGGUAUUGAUGUACCUACACCAUAUGCAGAAAAUCUUGAAUAUGAAAGUUUACCAAAAGACCAUCAUAUUGUAGAUUUUGCUAAAAAACUUUGCGGUGUAGCAAAAAUAUAACUUUAUUAAUUUAAUUAAUUUAAUUAAUUCAUAACUUCGAGAAUAAAAAUUAUAGAAUAGAAUUUAUUGCUAAAAAAUUUUAUAGUAACAAAAA